UGUUGAUGAGCCUGCAGAAGGCUUUGCGCAUGCGCGUUGGACGCGGGAAGCGACGCGCCUUCAUUUUACCAGGCCCGGGCCGGGUAAGCGCGUGCUCGCGGUUCUUGGGGUCCCGUUGGAGGAAGGAGGCAAACCCCGAAAGUUAGGGGAGGGAGGAGUAGGAGUUGUCCGAGGGUGGCCCCACCGGCUUCUUGGGUGGUCUUCGCUCUAGGAGGGAGGGGUUUUUUGUCCCCAUUGGGGAGAUGCGUGUUUGUCUGUUUGGGCUGUCGGUGUUUUAAUCUCAGCUGAGCGUUUGGAACAUUUAUACUGAUGAGGUUUAUAUGUGGUUUUAUGUAAUAUAUGCAUUGACAUAAUCCCUGGUGCGCUGUUGGUGAUCUCAGUUCUCUGAGCGCUGGUCCUUCCUGGAGCCAAAAUGGCUCCACUCCUAGCAAAGAGGAGGCAUCGCGGCAGGAUUGGGGGAGGCCCGAAGCUUCCAGAAGUAGGGGGGGGGGAGUUCAGUUUCCCACUCAGUGAUGAACCUCACUGGAUGAGCUUGGGCCAGUCACUGUCAACAUUAUCUACCUCUCAAGCUGCUUGUGAGGAUAGAAGGGGGUUGGGUGAGAGCAGAAGGAUGUAACCCUCAGGCCCUCACAAUGCUGGACAACUCCCAUCAUCCCUGACCAUUGGUUUUGCUGGCUGGGACUGAUGGGAGUUGCCAGGUGGAUGAAAGGUAUGAUAAACAUAAUAUAAACCAACAUCAGUGUGCUUGAUGUUUUAUGAGAAACACAAAAUGACAGUCUGUGCCCUGAGAUGCUUAUAGCCUGCAGUUUGGUCUGCAGGGAGGCGUAGAACAGCUGUCUCUUGCCCAUUGCUGUACUCUGUUCCCAUCAGCCAUGGCUAAUAUAGGGUUGAUGGGAGUUAGCGGCUGAAACAUCUGGAAGGUGCCAGGCUGGAGAAGAGAUGAUAAACAUGAGAAGAAUAUGCAUUUAGCUCAGUUACAUGUGCUUAGGCUUAGUUUCCAUUUAGGCUGGUGACAAAGAAGUUUGCCAAGGUUUAUAUCGAAGCAUGCACAAUAAUUCAUUCAGUGACCAUUUUGCACGGGGGUUCUGUUCCUGGCCCCCAUGUGCGUUAGCAGAGUGUGCACAAGCUCGCUCCGCCAUGUUCUGCCCCCAUUCUUCCCUCUUCUAGAUCCAAAAGGACCCGCACGUCGGUGGUCUUGCAUCAGUUGGACGCACCUAAAAUGGUUGCUGCCUGCACACCAGGUGUUGACAUUAUAAAUGGAAGCAGAUGAACUCACUUUUGAUAUGAUCAUUGCACUCACUGUGCCUUUGGCUUCUUGUCUGUCCCAUCCAGAAUUGGGAGCAGUGGGUUGCUGACAACCCAGAACCACUGCCGCCAUGUCGCGUUUCUUUACCACUGGCUCGGACAGUGAGUCGGAGUCGUCACUUUCUGGGGACGAGCUUGUAGCGAAGCCCGUUGGGGGCAAUUUUGGAAAACAGUAAGUAUGGGGGGGGGGAGGGCCGGGAGAACUUGAGUGAGAGGGUGGGAACAGAGGUUCCCAGGGAGUGAUGAGUUGGAAGAAACAGCCGGAUGCCAACGAGAAUAAGGGGGAGCAUUUCUGAUUUAAAAGUCAGAAACAGGUAGUGAGGACAACAUACCCAUACUUUAGCAUGAACCCAAUGCACCCAGGUAGUACCUGUCUUGGGAUUCCAGACCAAGCAUCUCCUACUUCUGAGUUAUGCACUGCCCCUUCCUCUCCCUGCCCUGCACCUCUCUCACCUGCUUCCACUGAUCAUUGAUAGCAGGGAUCCAUUGUCUGUUCCUUUCCCUUUCUUGUAGGCCUCUGCUGUUGAGCGAAGAUGAGGAAGAUACAAAGAGGAUUGUGCGCAGCGCAAAGGACAAGAGGUAAAGUGUGGUUGGCUUUGUGGGAGAAGUGGCCCCUCUGGUUUCUGGAGGGCUGUGCCAAUGCCACAUUUUUGGGUAGCUGGGUAAUUUCCCGUCCUGUUGAACAGCAUGUUGGUGGCACUGUGUUCUCUGAGGGCAUAUCAAUGCCCCAGGCUUAACCAUUCCUUCUUUGAUCUUCCCUUACUGCAGGUUUGAGGAGCUUACAAACUUGAUCAAAACAAUCCGGAAUGCCAUGAAGAUCCGGGACGUCACCAAAUGCCUAGAGGAGUUUGAGCUGCUGGGCAAGGCCUAUGGCAAGGCCAAGAGCAUUGUUGACAAGGAGGGAGUGCCCCGCUUCUACAUCCGCAUCCUCGCAGACCUGGAGGACUACCUCAAUGAGGUACUGGGGCCAGCAGGGAGGUUUUUGGUCCACAAAGUCCCUGUGCCUGGCUCAAGAGGGUUUCGUGGCAAUUUGAGUCUGACACCUAGGGCUAAGGGAAAAGAAGGGAAUCUGUUCUCCUGCUUCCCCCUUACAAAGAAUUAUGAGCUUCAUUGCAAAAGGGAGCUGAAUGUAGAGCUCCCAGGAUCAACUUUGAUGCCUUUUUGGUGUCUCCUUUUACUGCCGGUUUGUUCCUGCAUGAAUGGUAUGGGGUUCUUCAAGGUAUGAAGAAUGGUAUGGUUCCUUCAAGGUAUGGGGGCUAAUUGGGGAGAGAAGUGCUCUGAAUCAGUUGAGCAGUGGAUCUGGAUCCCGUGUGGAUCUGCCUAUUUGUUAAGAUCUGAACACACAUCCCACUUUGGCGAUCAGCCAGGUGAUGACCAAGGGCAUGGUCUUUUGGUAGUGGUGCCCUGUUGGCCUCCCUAGAAAUAGCCACCUAGCACCUGCUUAUUUACUGUGCAGGAGCCAAGUUUAAAUGUGUGUUGUGUUUUUCAUGUUGCUCCUAUUUUUGUGUAUCAUCUUGGCGUGGAUGUUGGUUUUCAAAACACGUAGUUUUGUUGUAAAGCUGUUGUGUUCUGUAAGCUGCCUUGAAGGCUUUGCAGAGUGGACCUAGAAAUUUGAAUGUCUGAAAUAUAUAGAGAGCAAGAAGGCAUAUAGGGAAAGUGAGAGCAAGAUGCCAUCCACCUGCCUCUCAUCCAAGGUACUAGGGCAGUCUAUAUGGUUGGUCUCUUCCCCAUCCCCACGACAGCCCUGCAAGGUAGGUUCAGCUGAGAAAAGGUGACUAAGCCUAAGACACUUCACAGCUUUGUGGGAAUUUGAACACAGAUCUCUGGUCCCAGCUCUGAUACCCACUGUUGCACCAUUCUGAGCCUUCAUGCAGCACUGGGAUGGGGAGUGGUAACAAGCCAAUCCCACAGACCCAAGACUCUGGGAUCCUGGAGGGAAUAGCUAGAGAGCAAAAUGGCUGUCCUCUUGCACAUAGCUUUGGUUUGCAUGUUUAGAGAAAAAGGGAGAUAGGCUGGUGUGUGGACCAAAUGAUCAUGGGCUGCCUGUAAUUUCAUCUCCCUUCUGGCUUUCGUAGCUCUGGGAGGACAAGGAAGGCAAGAAGAAGAUGAACAAGAACAACGCCAAAGCCCUAAGCACCCUCCGCCAGAAGAUCCGGAAGUAUAACCGAGAUUAUGAGGCCCAGAUCAUGAGCUACCGCCAGGUACUGGUGCAUGGUUGGGCGGAGGGCAUUCAGGGAGGCGGCUGAGACAUUGGGAAUUAUGUAUAGCUCAGUCAGUGCAGCAUGAGACUCUUAAUUUCAGGGUUGUUGGUUUGAGCCCCAUGUUGGGCAAAAUAUUCCUGCAUUGCAGGGGGUUGGACUACAUGACCCUCAUGUUCCCUUCCAAUUCUAUGAAUCCCUUAGGACCUCUGACCUUCAAGAUGUUGCUGGACUCCCAACUCCCAUCUGCCCCAGCCAGCAUGGCCAAGGGUCAGGGAAGCUGGGAGUUGUAAUUCAGCAAGAUCUGUAGGUCCACAGGCACUGUCCUUGCUUUAGGCAGUAGGGUUGAUUACUGGCUUUGCCCGUUGUGUUAAGCAUGGGUAGGCAAACUAAGACCCGUGGACCGGAUCUGGCCCAGUCGCCUUCUAAAUCCAGCCCAUGGAUGGUCUGGGAAUCAGCGUGUUUUUACAUGAGUGGAAUGUGCUCUUUUAUUUAAAAUGCCUCUCUGGGCUAUUUGUGGGGCAUAGGAAUUCCCCCUUCCCCCCCAAAAAAAUAUAGUCUGGCCCCCCACAAGGUCUUAGAGACAGUGGACCGGCCCCCUGCUGAAAAAGUAUGCUGAUGUUAAAGGCUCAGGUGAAAAAACAGGUGAAAGCGGAAGGGAGGGUUUGGAGGAGUCAGGCUGUGCUGGAAGAGCGAUUCUGUACGGUUCAAAUUAAAGAAGAGUACCCAACAUGCAUCUUGACCACAUGUCUGCUUUCGCCUAGAACCCCGAACAGUCAGCUGAUGAAGACGAGGACAAGAAAAGUGACGAUUCAGAGGGUGAGUGGUGAUGAUGAUGAUGCAGUGCGUAGGAGAUGGAAGCUGUGCAGCUCACUGGCUAUCCUUCUUUGUGUGAGGUGGGGAGCGGGAUUUGAGGUUUCCCCUCUCAGUGACACCCCCCGCUUUCUGGCUUCAGGCUCCUCCUCUUCUGGUGAGGAUGACGAUGAGGGAAUGAGUGCCGCGGCUUUCCUGAAGAAGAAAGAGGGGGCAGCUGAGGGACGGGGCAAGUUUCUCAAAAAGAUGGAGGUAAGUGCUGAACGGGGCGGGGAGGGGGCAGCACGUUGUGAUGCCCUCCUCUGGCCAGCAUAGGCAUGGCAUCCGGUGCUUCCCUCAAAGCAGCUGCCAGAAGGAUUUUUGUGCCAAGCAACUCAGAGGGGAGGAAGGCAAAAGAUCACUAUUCCUUUUGCAGCAGAAAAUAAUAAUCCAGAAGCGUGGGGAACAGGAACAGGGUUCCCAUGGGACUUCUGUUGCUCUGUGUCACUUUAUGGCCCUCCCUGGCUGAAUCUGAGUGAAAACUUUUUUCGUCACAUGGUUUGCUGGUGCAUAAUUUUUCUUCUCCCUCCCCCCCCCCCCCCCGCUCUUGGCAGGAUGAAGAUGAGGAGGAGGAGGACUCUGAUGAUGAUGAAGACUGGGGCUCGUCAGAUUCAGAAUCUGACUCUGAGUCAGAUGAAGAUGAGGGCAAAUACACCUCCUUGGCCUCCAAGUUCCUUAAGAAGUAAGGAGGCAGCUUCUAUGGGUUCAACGCUUCGCAUCAUCUUUGGAUGACAGUCUCCAAACCUCUGGCUGAGGGAACUGUCAGUUGUGAAACUACCUUUGAUCACAAUCUGGAAUUUCAGACUCAGGACCUGAAGGUGGAACACUGUGUGUUGUCCUGUUCACCCAGCUCACUUCUGAGCCUGAGUUGUUGAGGAGCCAGACCCAUUACUUUGACCCUCACUCUCUGCUUUAGGUGGCAGCAUCCAUGUCAGGGCACAAUGGAUGUCUAUGGUGCAAUGGUAGUUAGCUAUCUCACAUUAGGUGAGCGUCUUAAAGUUUGAUGGACACUUUUAGAUCUGAGAAAUAAUGGCCCCAUCUGGGCUGUGACAGGUGCUCUGUACCAUGGGACAGACUUGUGCUCUGUUACCCCAAGAGCAGAAAUAAAACCAAGAAGUUGGAAUUGCAGGGAAGUAGAUCUUGGCUAAACAAGGGGUGGGGGACCUCAGGUCUGGGUCUCUGUGGGUGAGUUGUUAAGCUCCUGCAUUGGGCAUUUUGGUGACUGCAUAGGUCUGGAUCAAAUAAGCUUUUUAGUCUGGCUUUGUUAGUGCUUGAUCUGUGGUUGAGGCCAGUGGCGGGGUCUGGGCUUGUAUGGUUCAGGCAACUCAGGAAGUAAGAAUUCCAGGUUAAAAGAGGGAUUCAGUCCUGUUUUAAUUCUCCCUGACCAGAACUGGCACUGAGGAGGACAAGAGAGUUUUGGAGAAGAAGCGGGAAGAGAAGGCAAAGAAAAAGCAGGACCGCAAAUCAAAGAAAUAUGAAGAUGAUGAAGAUGACAAUGAGGGUGGCGAAUGGGAGAAGGUCAAAGGAGGUGUCCCCCUGGUCAAGGUGAGUCUCUCUCUGCAAGCAGUUGGAAAUGUGGGAGUAGAACAAACUGCAUUGUGUUGCUGCCUUUAUUUUUACUUCUCUCCAUCUUCCAAACAUGGUUCGAGCCUAACAUUCCUCCCCCCACCCCGCUUUGCAGGAGAAACCAAAGAUGUUUGCCAAAGGUACAGAGAUCAACCACACUGUAGUCGUGAAGAAACUCAAUGAGAUCCUCCAGGCCCGUGGAAAAAAAGGCACAGAUCGGUAAGGCCAGUGAGCGUUGAUGUGGUGGAGUGGGGGGGAAGGUGGCCUAGGAGACCGCGCUUGGAAAAAACUGAGCGUGGUUCUCAUUAGCUCACCUCUAGAAGGCUGCUGCAGAGCUGCAAAAGGUUCAGAAAAGGGCAGCUUGAAAUGAUUGAGGGCUUGGACAACUCUGAAAGAGAAUUAGACAAAUCCAUGGAGGAUAAGGCUGGCAGUGGCUGCUUAACCCUGAUGGCCAUGUUCUGUCUCCCCUGUUGGAGGCAGCGUGCUCCUGGGUACCAGUUUCUGAGCAUCGCAAGUGCAGAGAGAGUGCUCUCGUGCUCAGGCCCUGCUUACAGGCUCCUUGUAGGUAGGCCUUUGGUUGGCCACUGUGAGAACAGGAUGCCAGACUAGGUAGGCCUUUGGACUGAUCCAGCAGCAUCUGCUAAGUAUUUUUAAUUGGAGGAUGGGACUUGGGACAUUCUGCAUGCUGAACCUGCAUCCUCCCACCCUUCCCUAUAGACAUUGCUCCCAACCCUCUGCAGCAGAUUCUUAGGGGCGGGGGGUAGAAUUCUGUUGUGCAAGUGGAAGCCUGUUCCAAAGCAGAAAUGCAGUGUUGGAUCCCAGGUAUAUCUACUGCCGGAUAUCCUAAAUAGGACAAAGGGUGGUGCAUAAAUGUUUUAAGUGAAUCGGAAAGUGAUGAAAAUGAAGGGGGUUCACACGGGCGUCAGUGGUUUUGGCACAGGGCACAAGGAGGGUUGUGCAGAGUUGGGGAUGUAUGUCAAAAGAAGCAUGCCCGGCCAUCUGUUUCCCCCGCCCCCCUUCUGCACUGAGCUCCUUCACCUCCUUCCCCCUCCUAGAGCGGCUCAGAUUGACCUUCUGCAGCUUUUGGUUGGAAUUGCAGCAGAGAACAACCUGGGGAUUGCCAUUGAUGUCAAAAUCAAGUUCAACAUUGUUGCUUCUUUGUAUGACUACAACCCUAACUUGGCUACUUACAUGAAGGUAUGGAAUUAGGAGGGGAGGGGAGGAAGUGGCCUGAAAGCACUGUGCAUAGGGGCCACAGGAAGCAGGCGGUUUCUUUCCCAGAAUGCCAGGGGGCUCAAUGUUUCCCUCUUUGCUCCUCUUCUCCCACCACAUGCAGCCAGAGAUGUGGCAGAAAUGCCUGGGCUCCAUUGAAGAGCUCCUGGACAUCCUCUUUGCCAACCCCAACAUCUUCAUUGGCGAGAACAUUGCAGAGGACUCUGAGAACCUGGCCAACAGCGAGCAGGUGAGCAUUUCUGAAUCAGGCAUCAUUCCUCCCCAUCCUUGGGGCAUCCUGCCAACCCAGUAAGAUGGGCUAGUUUGAAAUCUACUAGAAACAGGUGGGAGGUUGGUACAGAUUGGCAGGUCAGGAAAGAAAAAGGCUUGUUUGUGUCUCUGCCUAGCAGUCUUGACCCCCUUAACCCACUUGUGUGUCUCUCCCUCUCUCCCUCUCUAGCCCUACCGUGUUCGUGGCUGCAUUCUGACUCUGGUGGAGCGCAUGGAUGAAGAGUUCACAAAGAUCAUGCAGAACACAGAUCCCCAUUCCCAGGGUGAGUGUGCGUGUCACAGAAAGUGGGGUCUCAGAGGCAUAGCCAGGGUGGAGUUGGACUGAAAGUUUCAGGUAGUGGAGGGCUGGUGUCGAACAGGGAACUUUUCAAAUAGAGGGAACCCUAAGGAAUCUGUGCUGUGUUUCCCCAUGAAAAGACACCUCUGCCAACUGUUUGCCUCUUUUGGAAUGAUUCCUCAAGAACCAGGGAUUGAACUUGGAAUAUUUGCCAGCCUUUUCUGUUUUCGUUUCUCCCAGUUUGCUUGCUUGCUACAAAAAGUUUUUUUAAAAAAAAAAACUGACUUCGGAGCGUCCUUGAAAAAUAAGAAGCUUAGCAAAAAGCAGCAGGUCAGAAAACUGAGUAGGUGGUAGAAAGUGGCUGAAUGCUUUGGGAAAAGGUCACCCAGUCUAAGCAGAGAGGAUCUGUAUGCUUUCAUGUCUCUUAACUUGGCAGUCAUGUGGACUAGAAACAUGCUCUUUGGGCCCCAAAAUGGAAAGCUGGGGUUUCUCAGGAGUGUCAGAUUCUGAAUGGCAAAUAGGGAGAAGCUGGCAGCCCCACCUCGAAAGACUGCCAUGUGAAUGCAUGCUCCCCUCUCCACCAGAGUACGUGGACCACCUGAAGGACGAGGGCCGAGUCUGCAAGAUCAUCGACCGGGUGCAGAACUACCUGCAGGACAAGGGAACCACGGAGGAGGUGUGCCGCAUCUACCUGCGCUGCAUCCUCCACACCUACUACAAGUUUGACUACAAGGCUCACCAGCGGCAACAGGGCCCGGCAGGAGACAGCAAGGUAGGCCAGCCUCUGGGGCAGUAAAGCCCCCCACCAGCCGUCCUUGCUUUGCCCAGGGUAUUCGCACUAUGCGGUUUCACCCAUAGGUUUUGUGCAUGGGGCAUAACCACGUGGAUGAGAUGUUUCUCAUGCCCUAAAUUGUCAAAUGCAUAAGAAGCUGUCAUGUAUCUGGUCGUACUCACCCUGCUUUUGACCAGCACGGCCUGCUCUGAUUGGUAGCUUCCCUCCAGGGUCUUAGGCAAACCUCUUUCUGUUGCCUUCUGAAUGGAGCCUUUUAACUGGAGAUAACUAGGGGAUUGAUCCUGGGGCCACGGACAGGCAAAGCACUACGCCAGUGGUGGGGAACCUGUGGCUCCCGCCACGUGUCUCUGUGGAUUACAAGUCCCGUUGUUCCUGACUGUUGGCUGUGUUGGUGAGGGUGAUAGGAGUUGGGCUCCACCAAUAUCCGGAGGGCCAUCUCUGCACUAAGCCAUGGCCCAUUCCCAAAAUAAGGUUUGGAAAUGAUACUGUCAAGCUGAGAGAAGUUGAGGUGGAUGCUGAGGGUUUGGCCCGCAAGGACAUCAGGGAUUUUCAGGAAGCUUCAUUGUGAUUCAGUUUAGCUGCCAUGGCUUCUUUCAAAGGAUCCUAGGACGUGUGUGUGUGUGUGUGUGUGUGUGUGUGUGUGUGUGUGUUUGCUCAGAACUACAGUUCCCAGCAUUCCUUGGGGCAGGGGAAGUCCUGACAGUCAUGCUAGUUUGAAAACUGGUUUCAGGUUUGCAAGUUGGACAGGGCCCUUAGUAUUGUACCGGCAAAGGAAGACCGUGAAAGUUGAGGGGCAAUUGAUAUACUAAGUUUUAGGUAACCAACCUGGUCCCCUCCAGAUAGGAUUGGACUCCAACUCCCAUCAGUCCCAGCAAGCAUGGCCAAUGGUCAGAAAUGAUGGGAACUGGAGUCCAGCAAUAUCUGGAGGUUUCCUGUCUCUAUGUGAAGGUAACAUUUUGGUAUUUGGGAGUGGGGUGGGGAGGGACUCCUCAGGCUAAAGGACAUGUUGCAUAACCUGCUUGCCCGCAGUCGGAACAAGACCAGGCCGAGAACGAAGCAGAGGACUCGGCGGUGCAGAUGGAGCGCCUCUGCAAGUUCAUCUACGCCAAGGACAGGACAGACCGGAUCCGAACCUGUGCCAUCCUCUGCCACAUUUACCACCACGCCCUGCAUGACCGCUGGUACCAGGCCCGUGACCUGAUGCUUAUGAGUCACCUACAGGACAACAUUCAGCAUGCAGACCCCCCUGUGCAGGUCAGAGAACAAAACUGGGGAGGCUGAGGCGUAUGCUGGGUUGUUGAUGGUUUAUUGAAGCAGUCUUAAUCAAUUUGAGUAACAAUAAUAAAAGCCAGUCCUCCAAGAACAGGGAAUGAGAGGCUCGGAGUGGCUGCUUUGCCCCGCCCAAGAAGCUGCAAGUUGCUGAUGCAGAUGAUUGUAAAGGGUUUGGAGAGGAGCAGAGCCCCCUCUCCUUGCUGCUCCACGCUUUUCCUCCUGCAUGUAGGCCACACUUGCAUCUGGUGACGCCAGCCACAGCAUCCUAUGUGGUUGAUGAGACUUCCUUUCCUAACUUCACAAUGCCUCUGCCCCGCUUGGCAACCUGCUGUUUGCAGUAGCUGCCUUGGGGCGAAAAGUGUUGGGGGGAAAAGGGCCAGGAGCAGUAGAUGGUAACAUAAAGGAGUGGCAGAGAAUUAAUGGAGACUGGAGAGGGUUGAUCGAGUGCAGCAGUGCCCAUUUGUGUCCCACCCUUAUUACAAAGGAGCAGUUGCAGGAAGCGAAUGUUUGGGGAGUGGUUUUUCAGGUGCUGCCUUUUGGAGAGGGCAGCUGGGUCUCCGCCUCCACCUCCUCUGACCUUCUCGGCUCUUGCAGAUUCUGUAUAACCGGACAAUGGUGCAGCUGGGGAUCUGUGCCUUCCGCCAGGGCAUGAUCAAGGACGCCCACAACGCCCUGCUGGACAUCCAGUCGAGCGGGCGGGCCAAGGAGCUGCUGGGGCAGGGCCUGCUGAUGCGCAGCAUGCAGGAGCGCAACCAGGAGCAGGAGAAGAUUGAGAAGCGCCGCCAGGUCCCCUUCCACAUGCACAUCAACCUGGAGCUGCUGGAGUGCGUCUACCUGGUCUCGGCCAUGCUGCUGGAGAUCCCCUACAUGGCCGCACAUGAGUUUGACGCCCGCCGGCGCAUGAUCAGCAAGCAGUUCCACCACCAGCUCCGGGUGGGCGAGCGCCAGCCCCUUCUCGGUAAGUGGCUUUCCUCUUUUAACCGUGAGGUGUUUCUGGGUACGCUGGCCUGGUGGCUUCUUUUCCUCUGUCAUGCCAGGCCUUCUAACAAGAAUCUUCCCAGGCUUGACUUAGAAUCCUCCUUGUCUCUCUGGGCAAAUAAUGGAAUCUUCGAGGCAAUUGCAGGUCUGGGCCUAGAGGUGCUUGAAUGCUGCAAUCUGUUGCUGUGUUAAGCAAAGGAGCAUUUUGCUUGUUUGCCGCCUGCUAGUUUCUUGGGGAGGGGCAGGUUUUCCUUUGGCCUCUGUGACAUUGCCAGGCAUGAUCCAGGGUUCACAAAAGUUGUCUUGCCUUUUUAGCCAGCCUCUCACUAUGGUUCACUUGCUUUGGCACCGUUUCCCAAACUGCUUCUUGUGUUUUGUUGGUUCUAAAUUUUUUUUAAAAAAGUUGCUCCCUCAUCUUAAUUUGGCAGCUGCUUAUUAUUAUUAUUUUGUAAAUGCAUAUUUCUCAGAACUACAGGUGGCACUCGACACCUUGGAGUCAUUCAGUGCUGUGCUGGAAAACAGAGUAAAUGAUUCUUCAGAGAUUAUCUUUGUUUUUCCUCUACAGCUACUUUUACACACCCUUCCAUAACUAUUUGUUUAAACCUAAGAAAAAAUGAACUGAAGUUUUGCAGAUUUCUCUAAUAAGUUUUAUUCUUAUUGUAUAAUUUAUUUAUUUAUUUUGACACAAGGGCUAGAAAAAUAUCUUUUUCUAGAUACAAAAAUGAAAGCCGAUUUUUGUGUGUGCAUUAUCUUCAUGUGCAAUAGGAUGUUAAGGGGAUGUGGCCUGCCUUGCUAGCUAAUCAAAAUCCUGUUCACCAAGACAAGGAAUGCCUUCCCCAUUUGAUGACCUCUUCCCCCCUCCCCCCCAUCUUUCUUCAGGCCCCCCAGAAUCUAUGAGGGAGCAUGUGGUGGCAGCAUCCAAGGCUAUGAAGAUGGGCGACUGGAAGACGUGUCACCGUUUCAUCGUCAAUGAGAAAAUGAACGGGAAGGUCUGGGACCUGUUCCCCGAGGCUGACAAAGUGCGAGGCAUGCUUGUCCGGUCAGUUGCAUGGGAAUGGGGUGACGGGGCGGUUCCUCCAUAGAAUCGUAGAGUUGGAAGGGACCCAUCUAGGUCAUCUAGUCCAGCCCCCUGCAAUUGCAGGAAUAUGCAGCUGUCCUGUAGAAAGCUGCCUUAUCCUGAGUCAGACCAUUGCUCUGUUUAGCUUGGGCAUAUCCACCUUGAUGGAUAAAGGGGCGAAGCCUGGGACCGUCAGUGCUCCAGCCCCUGAGCUCUGGGGCCAUCUAUGCCGGCUAGGAGGGGAGGGCUUGGAACCCAGUUCUUGAAAUGGAGAAGAGGGAGCAGAAUUGGGAUGUAUGUGUUGAGAGCGGCCACCUUGUCUGUGUGCAGGUGGGUCCCGAGAGGCUGGGGGGGCGUCUGUCUGGGGACUGGAAAGCGUAGCUCUGCCCCCCUUUCGGGAUCUCUGCCUGGCUCUCAUGACUGCUCCUUUCACUUGUUUCUCCCGGCAGGAAGAUCCAAGAGGAGUCUCUCCGAACCUACCUCUUCACUUACAGCAGCGUCUAUGACUCCAUCAGGUAUUGUGUGAGGGUCAUCAUGGCCUCCUGGUUGCUCUUUCAGCCUGGCAUCCUUUUGGCCAGGGUGUGAGUGGCGGAUGUGGCAUAAGUGGCUGAGUACAUCUUUAUGGGUGCACAUGUUGCUUCGGCAUCCCCUCUGCAGGCUCCCUAUCCAUAAAAUAUAUCAAUCAAAGGAAUCCAUCCUCUGUACAUGGCACACUUGGGUACCUUCUUUGGUUGCCAUUGACCUUUUUAGAUUUUCUGCCUGGCCGGCUGCCGAUGGCUGAGUCUCACAAGCUCAGCUUCCACCUCUUUCUUCCUCUCUCUCUCCCCCCAUGCCCCCUCCCCCAAUUAUACCUCCCUUUCUAGCAUGGAGAUCCUGUCUGAUAUGUUUGAGCUGGACCUACCCACAGUGCACAGUAUCAUUAGCAAGAUGAUCAUCAAUGAAGAGCUGAUGGUGAGUGAUGCUUUCUUGCAUGGCAGACGGGUGGCUUGAGGAGGCCUAGAGAUGGGUGGCCACCACAGGAGGGGACACUUGACCAGGAGAAAGUGGGUUGCCCUUGACCAGCUCAAGGGGUGUGGGAAAAGAGGGUCAGGGCUGGGUUUCUGCAGCAGCUGCACCAUGGACCCUUUUGAAAGAAAUAAGAGGCAACGUGGGGUGAGCAUGAGAAGCAAUUCGUCCAAAUAUAAGCCACCAACCAGUAUAGGCCUCACCCCUAAAAUGAGAUCUCUUUGUGAAAGAGAAAUAUCUAAAUCUCUGGUGUGCAAUCCAGUGCUUUUGGCAGUCUCCAGCCCCGUUGCACUAUGAAUAACUCAGUUGGCAAACAGGGUACUGAAGUUCCAUAUGGUUCUCAAGGUCGCAUCUUAAAUCAUGGCUUCUCUAGCCUGUAAGUGCUAUAGGCAGCAUUCAGGUUUUAUACAAGCCAGAUUUGGGAGGGAAAGUAGACCAACACUUUAGAAGGUUUCUAGCAUGUCUCUCCUUUGCUGGGUUUGUCUGAGCCUCCCAAAUCUUGCCUUCCCAGGCCUCUUUAGACCAGCCGACCCAGACAGUUGUGAUGCACCGGACGGAGCCCACGUCCCAACAGAACCUGGCGCUCCAGCUGGCUGAGAAGCUGGGCAGCCUCGUGGAGAACAACGAGAGGGUCUUUGACCAGAAGCAAGGCACCUAUGGGGGCUACUUCCGGGGUGAGCGAGCGUCCUGGAAGCCAGUUGCAGCCACAGCUUCUUGCUUCUCCUAUCUCCAUUCCUUUAGCCACUUUGUGUCUGUUAUCUGUCUGGGGACAAAUAGGGCGACUGUUCCCAUAAGUAUCUAUUUCUCUUUAAAAAUUCUGGCCUUUGUGGUAUGGGGCAAAAGCUAAGGAAACCAGUUCCCAUUAAUGAUUGUCAGCUUCUCUUGGUUCUUUGCAGCCACAGCUUUACCUGAUCUUAUAUCAAAUCAAAUCAAAACUUUGUUUAUGAAGUCUAGUGAGUGGCAGAUGGGUGUGGCCUGCAAAAAAAACAACCACAUGGGCCUGAUUGGCUGGCCUGAGUUGGCCCACGGGCUGGAAGUUACCACCCCUGCAUUCUUUGAAUGGUUUAUCUGCUUCCCUUCCCUCAUCACAGGAUCCAAAUCCCCCUUUAGUUCAGCACUUCUCCCUCCAUACAGGACACAAAGAUGACAGUUGUUCUCUCCCCGCAUUUUCUAAAUCCAAAGUGUGCCAAUUUCACUGCAAAACGAUGGUUUGUUUUGGUCGAAGAACCAGGAAGUGUGCACUUGAGAGCCACUUUGACUUGGUCUCUGUGUACCUGUCUUGUUUUCCAUAAGCUGCGCAGCAAACCCAUUUCUGCUGUAAUCUUGCUGGCCUACUUUUCACUGGAGCCUUGUAGCUGAACUCUCUUCUCUCUCUCUCUCUCACCCUCCAGACCAGAAGGAUGGCUACCGCAAGAACGAAGGAGGCUACAUGCGGCGUGGAGGGUAUCGGCAGCAGGAGCGACAAAGCAACUAUUGAUUCCCUAAGCCAUCACAGUAGAAUUUCCUGGUGCAGGGAAGAUCUUAUUCCAGUUCCCAUUAUUCAAAUACUUAAUAAAGAGUUUGUUUGGAGCGUGAC
Messenger RNA from Podarcis lilfordi (Lilford's wall lizard), 14382 nucleotides. Lineage: Eukaryota; Metazoa; Chordata; Lepidosauria; Squamata; Lacertidae. The record is from the annotation of a GenBank genome assembly.